Molecule: messenger RNA, 3067 nt
Organism: Carassius carassius (crucian carp)
Lineage: Eukaryota; Metazoa; Chordata; Actinopteri; Cypriniformes; Cyprinidae
Gene: a1cf
Product: apobec1 complementation factor
Exons: 12
Coding region: 195-1979 (594 amino acids)
Cellular component (GO): nucleus
Molecular function (GO): mRNA binding
Source: RefSeq, a predicted model, not a curated record
UAACCACGCCAGUUUGUAAAGCAGCCCCAAGACAGUGAACCUUUGGAGUUUGAUAUGAUGUGAUUACAGAAUCACCCCAGUGACACGUUGCCAAAUUCAGCAGAAUGAGGGUCUAAGUCUUCCGGGUGGUGAUCUCUGAAAUUGCUCAGUGAGCACCCCUAAUUUUGCUGAUUUAUUGCUGAUAAUCACUCACAAUGGAAACCAAUCAAAAAUGCGGGGAUGGACUGACUGGCAUGCAGAAAGAGACUGCGCUGCGUGAUCUGAUCGAGCGCACAGGAUAUCAUAUACACCAGGAAAAUGGCCAGAGGAGGUAUGGUGGUCCACCUCCUGGCUGGGAAGGCCCACCUCCAGAGAGAGGUAGUGAGAUUUUUGUGGGAAAGCUUCCUCGAGACCUCUUUGAGGAUGAACUGGUGCCGCUCUGUGAAAAAUUUGGCAAAAUUUAUGAGGUACGGAUGAUGAUGGACUUCAAUGGCAACAAUAGAGGCUAUGCAUUUGUUACCUUCUCCACAAAACAAGAGGCCAAGAAUGCCAUGAAACAGCUCAACAACUAUGAAAUCCGGAAUGGAAGACUUCUUGGUGUGUGUGCAAGUGUAGACAACUGUCGUCUGUUUGUGGGCGGUAUUCCAAAGACCAAAAAGAGAGAAGAGAUCCUGGUGGAGAUGAAGAAGGUGACGGAUGGUGUCAUGGAUGUCAUAGUUUAUCCAAGUGCUGCUGACAAGACCAAGAACCGAGGUUUUGCGUUUGUCGAGUAUGAGAGCCAUAGAGCUGCCGCCAUGGCCAGGAGGAAACUUCUGCCAGGGAGAAUUCAGCUGUGGGGUCAUCCUAUUGCAGUAGACUGGGCUGAACCUGAAGUAGAGGUAGACGAGGACACCAUGGCCACAGUGAAGAUCCUCUAUGUUCGCAAUCUGAUGUUGCCCACCACAGAGGAGACCAUAGAGAAAGAGUUUAACAGCAUCAAACCUGGUGCUGUUGAAAGGGUGAAGAAAAUCAGAGAUUAUGCUUUUGUUCAUUUCUCUCAAAGAGAGGAUGCCAUCAAUGCCAUGAAUGCACUGAAUGGAAAAGUCAUUGAUGGCUCUCCCAUUGAGGUCACACUAGCCAAGCCUGUGGAUAAGGACAGUUAUGUUCGGUACACCCGAGGCACAGGGGGUCGUGGCGGGACUGUGCUCCAAGAAAACUAUGCUUACACCGUAGGCCAGAUGUACGACCCUUCAGCAGCCUACCUAGGAGCACCAAUAUUCUACGCCCCGCAUGCUUACGCAGCCAUCCCUAAUCAGUUCCGCUUCCCCAGUACCAAAGGGCACAUAAGCACCAGGGGACUGGUGCACUCUCCCUCUGUGAGAGAAAUUUACAUGAAUGUACCUGUAGGGGCAGCGGGCGUACGUGGUUUAGGUGGGCGAGGAUACCUUGCCUAUGCAGGCGUGGGUCGUGGCUGUGCCACGUACCAACUCAAGACAGACAAACGCCCCGACGACAAACUCUAUGACCUUCUUCCUGGCAUGGAGCUCACGCCCAUGAACCCAGUCACUCUGAAGCCCCAAGGCAUCAAACACGCCCCACAGAUCUUGGAGGAUAUUUGCCAAAAGAAUAACUGGGGACAACCGGUUUACCAGCUUCACUCUGCUAUAGGACCAGAUCAGAGGCAACUGUUCCUUUACAAAGUCACCAUCCCUGCUCUGGCUACUCAAUAUCCAAAUAUACAUCCGUUUACCCCUGCCAAGCUCUGUGCAUCAAUGGAUGAGGCGAAGCUCCACGCGGCCGAACACACGCUGCAGAUCCUCGGUGUUCAGACAGAGGGCGCUGACGCUUCCGCUGCUGCGGCCGUCGCUGCUGCAUUCCCAGGUUAUGCAAUUGCCAGCACCACUGCUACCCAGCUGAAACAGGCUGUUUCUCUGGGUCAGGACCUGACUGCCUAUGCAACCUACGAGGGUUACCCUGCCUUUGCUGUGGCAACCCGUGGGGAUGCAUAUGGAGUGUUUUAAAACCUUUAACUAACAGUCUCUGUAAUGUCAAUGUUCUUCUGUUCCAUGUAUUCUGUCAUGUCUAUAGGUUAGUUGUGAUGGUAUAUAUAGAGUUAUGAUAACAUUAUUUCUUCCCAGGUAUUUUGAGCAUUUUUGCGACAUUGAAGAAUAUGAGUCAUCUUUUGACUUAACUCAGGAAGAGGGUCGUCUGAAGGCAGCCAACAACUCAAUCCCAAAUGUUUCUAAAAAUGUCACAUUUUAUGUUUUAUUGCUGUUUUUAAGACUUAAAUUCCCUUGAUUUGAACAUUACUUGUGUCAUAAAUUGUGGUCAUCCAGAAUGUUGACCCUUUUUUUAUAUAGAAAUAUAUAUAUAUCGAAAUUCAGGCUGCACCAUUGUUCAAUGCUGCCUGCUGCCUUUGAACGAUUGCCUUUAACAAUGAAUCAUUACAAUUGAAUGUAAUUUCGAAACACAUAGGCCUAGUAAUAUUCCAUUGUGCUAAGUUGUGCCAGACAUUUACUUUAGUAAGUUUUGGUAUUGUAUUUAAAGUGGUGUGUUUUUGUGUUGGUUUUCUUUCAGUAUUCAUGUUAACACCAAAGUACAGAGAGUUUCAACAGAUGAAACCCAUUCAUACUCUUUUGUAUGUAUCUGCAUGUUUUAGGAUCAUUUUAGAUAUGGUUGACACUUUGUAUCUGGUUCGUUUAUUAGUAGUUUUGCUAUAUUUUAUGAGAUAGUUGCAGGCUUGAUACUAUUUUCCCACUUACUACAUUUUCUAAGUGGAGAAUGGAAGAGCAUUGUUUAAAAACACAUUUUUGUUAAAUAUGAAGAUGCCUUAAAGGUGACAGUAUUAAAGUUUGUGUAGCACUUAGAACUUAUUUUUAUACCUGACUUCGAACUCUGUUUGGAGGAACUUUGUUAUGCGAUCAUAGAGUUUUUGAGAUUAUUUAUUGUCUAAGUGAUCGGCAUCAGAUCUGGAGGGAGAAUUAGACGGGCAUCAUCAGGACAAUAAAAAAAGCUGAGAUCUUCAUAGUGCUACAAAGAAAGAGAAUUGUGAAAAUAUAAUUCUAAUAAAUCAACUAACCAUUAAUAAAUCAAAUUUACUUCUUGACAA